AAAUCCCUGUGGGUAAAGAGUGUGCCAGCAUGUGUCCUGAUGUCCUCUUCUUUAAACCUCCUGUGUCAUAGAGGAAAAUAUAGACACUGGUGUAACAGAGAAAGACAAACAACAGAACAAUCCAGAGUCUUUGGUUGAUUUCCGUGUUCUCUUCUGUUUGUUUAAAGGACCUACUCAAUUUCCAAAACAGUUUUCUUGGAAUAACGCCUUUCAGGAAAGUUUACAGUCGUGUGUACGAGACAGAACUAAGGACUUGAGUCUCGUGCGCUCAGCGUCAUGCCGGCUGGGUUUCAACAGUUAGGAGGGGAGAGAAUAACAGGAACUCUUGCACUAUCAGUGUUCUCAGCUGUGCUGGGUUCCCUUCAGUUUGGUUAUAACAUUGGAGUGAUCAAUGCUCCUCAGAAGAUCAUUGAGCAGGAAUAUAACUCAACAUGGACGGAAAGAUACUCAGAAACAAUCCCUCCACAAACCCUGACGUCAUUGUGGUCCCUCUCCGUGGCCAUCUUCUCCAUUGGUGGCAUGUUGUCCUCCUUCUCUGUGGGAAUCAUCUCAGAGUUUUUUGGCAGGAGGAAAGCAAUGCUUAUCAAUAACCUGCUUGCAUUCAUUGGUGGAGGCCUGAUGGGGAUGUCCAAAAUCUGCCGAUCAUUUGAAAUGAUGAUUUUAGGACGCUUCACGAUCGGGGCAUAUUGUGGGUUAGCAUCAGCAUUGGUGCCUAUGUAUGUGGGUGAAAUUGCCCCAACCAAUCUGAGAGGAGCACUGGGUACACUGCACCAGCUGGCCAUUGUCACAGGCAUCCUAAUCGCCCAGGUCUUGGGUCUUGAGUCUCUGUUAGGCAGUGAGAAACUAUGGCCUGUGCUCUUGGGAAUCACAGUGAUCCCUACAGUCCUACAGAUGGCGCUGUUGCCUUUCUGUCCUGAGAGCCCACGCUUCCUCUAUAUUAUCCGGUGCCAGGAGCACCAUGCAAAAAGUGCUUUAAGGCGUCUUACUGGGCGUCUGGAGGUCAGUGAUGAUCUGGCUGAGAUGAAGGAGGAGAAGAGAAGGAUGGAAAUGGAGAGGAAGGUGUCUAUACCUGAGCUCUUCCGCUCUCCUCUCUAUCGGCAGCCCAUCAUCAUCUCGAUCUUGCUUCAGCUCUCUCAGCAGCUGUCGGGAAUUAAUGCUAUCUUCUACUAUUCAACUGAUAUCUUUAAGAAUGCUGGGGUGGAGAGUCCUGUAUAUGCCACUAUAGGGGCUGGAGUUGUCAACUGUGCCUUCACUGUAGUCUCACUUUUUCUGGUGGAGAGGAUGGGCCGCCGGACGCUGCACAUGCUAGGGCUUGGAGGAAUGUGUAUCUGUGCCAUUAUAAUGACAAUUGCCCUCGCGUUAUUGGACACCGUUCCUUCAAUGAGCUAUAUUAGCAUGCUGGCCAUUUUUGGUUUUGUGGCUUUCUUCGAGAUUGGUCCAGGACCUAUUCCAUGGUUCUUUGUGGCUGAGCUCUUCUCACAAGGACCUAGACCUGCGGCCAUGGCAGUGGCUGGCUGCUCCAACUGGACAGCCAACUUUAUCAUUGGCAUGUGCUUUCCGUAUGUUGCUAAUCUGAGUGGUCCAUACGUCUUCCUCAUUUUUGCCAUCUUCCUCCUCUUCUUUCUGUUCUUCACGUUCUUCCGGGUUCCUGAGACACGAGGCAAGACUUUUGACCAGAUCUCAGCUGCCUUCAACAGUUAUCCACAAAACACGAUAGACAUGGAUCUGGAUAUGGAUCAAGGGAAGCACAGUACAGAGUUGGACUACCUAGGAUCUGAUGGGACAGAGAACUGAAGCCUGAGAGUGAAGAUGGUGGAUGGGGGCCAGAACUGACCUUUCAUGGGGCUUGGAAAGGAUCCAGGAAAAUGAAACACAUACCAAUAAGGAACAUUCAGAAGAGUUUGGAUAGGCAUUAUGGAGAUGAUGUUUGUUGGACGGUUUUGGGAGAUAGUGCAAUGGCGUUUGAAAAGAAGCAAGAGACUUAUGGAUUACUGCACUUUAUCUGCACAAAGGUUUCUGUUAAGACACAAAGCCAGCUUUGUAUUAUAAUUCUUAUUUUGCCAGUUUUAUUAUCAGAAUUGUUUUAACUUUAGACAAGAAAAGAUGAGACAUUCUCAUAAGAAACUAAUAAUGUCAAAAUGCUUUUUUAAUAAUCUUUGCAUAAAGCAAAAAUUUUACCAGUACAUUUUUAAAGACGAAAAAAACAUAACAUGGACACUGUUGCUUUGAAGUGUUUAGAAUUGAAAAAUUAGAUCAGAUACAAGAGUAUGGUUUAAAAAUGUGUUUUGUUUAAUGUUUAGUGACAUUUUUAUUAACUAUGUUAGAAGAAUGUUUGCGUAAAUUACAAAAGUUAACCAUUAAUGAA
Messenger RNA from Paramisgurnus dabryanus, 2365 nucleotides. Its product is annotated as solute carrier family 2, facilitated glucose transporter member 4-like. The record is from RefSeq and is a predicted model, not a curated record. Gene Ontology annotation, molecular function: D-glucose transmembrane transporter activity. Gene Ontology annotation, cellular component: endomembrane system; perinuclear region of cytoplasm; plasma membrane. Gene Ontology annotation, biological process: dehydroascorbic acid transport. NCBI's taxonomy places the organism in Eukaryota, Metazoa, Chordata, Actinopteri, Cypriniformes, Cobitidae.